CCCCUCCCUUACGGAUGUUGGGGAACACGGAAUGAUCCUUAGAGAAAGACGCCAGGGCAGGAGGUUCCUGUAAAGGUUUCUUUUCCAUUUUUGGGGGGGUGGAUCAUUUUUUGUCCCUGAGACGGUGUAAAAAUGGGAGAUUUUGGAAGCUCCUAUCUUGAAGAACCUGGGCAGCUGCGGUAAGGCAACCACGGCAUAUGCAGAUCUAUGGAUAAUGGUUCUCCUGCUGAUGCUCUAAUUUAUCACUCUUCUUCUCAGCCAGCCAUGUGACUGAGGAGAGGUUGAAAAUUCUCCUGUCAUUGAACAAGUUCCAAUCAUCCUUUAUCAUCUCAAAUGCAUUUUUUUAUGCAUGGGGCACAUUUGUAAUUAAGAGCUGCAGGAUGAAAAGAUGGCACAGUCAGUGCUGGUACCACCAGGACCUGACAGCUUCAACUUUUUUACGAAAGAGUCACUGGCAGCUAUUGAACAACGCAUUGCCGAGGAAAAGGCGAAGAAGUCCAAGCAAGAACGCAAAGACGUUGAUGAUGAUGAAAAUGGACCAAAACCGAAUAGCGAUUUGGAAGCUGGCAAAUCCCUGCCCUUUAUAUAUGGAGACAUACCUCCGGGAAUGGUGUCUGAGCCAUUGGAGGACCUGGACCCAUAUUACGUUAACAAAAAAACAUUUAUAGUAUUGAAUAGAGGGAAGGCAAUUUUCCGAUUCAGUGCCACGUCUGCUGUGUACCUGUUAACUCCUUUCAACCCUCUUAGAAAAAUAGCUAUCAAGAUUUUGGUACAUUCAUUAUUCAGCAUGCUUAUUAUGUGCACUAUUUUAACCAACUGUGUAUUUAUGACCAUGAGUAAUCCUCCAGAAUGGACGAAGAAUGUAGAAUACACGUUCACUGGGAUUUAUACCUUUGAAUCACUAAUAAAAAUUCUUGCAAGGGGCUUCUGUUUAGAAAAUUUCACUUUCCUCCGGGAUCCCUGGAAUUGGUUGGACUUCACAGUUAUAACAUUCGCGUAUGUAACAGAAUUUGUAAACCUAGGCAAUGUUUCAGCUCUUCGAACUUUCAGAGUAUUGAGAGCUUUGAAAACUAUUUCUGUAAUUCCAGGCCUGAAGACAAUUGUAGGGGCCCUCAUUCAAUCUGUGAAGAAGCUCUCAGAUGUCAUGAUCUUGACCGUGUUUUGUUUGAGUGUAUUUGCACUAAUAGGGCUCCAACUUUUCAUGGGGAACCUGAGGCAUAAAUGCCUGCUUUGGCCACCGGACAAUUCUACUUAUACAAUAAACGUCGUUUCCUAUUUCAAUAGCUCAAUGGGAGAAAACGGUACCUUUGUAAAUACGACAGUGACCACUUUUAACUGGGAAGAAUAUGUCCGUGAUGACAGUCACUUUUACUUCUUGGAAGGACAAAAUGAUGCUUUGCUGUGUGGCAAUGGUUCAGAUGCAGGUCAAUGUCCAGAAGGAUAUAUGUGUGUAAAAGCUGGUAGAAACCCCAACUAUGGCUAUACAAGUUUUGAUACCUUCAGCUGGGCCUUCUUGUCACUAUUUCGGCUGAUGACUCAGGACUUCUGGGAAAAUCUUUACCAACUGACUCUACGUGCUGCUGGCAAAACGUACAUGAUCUUUUUUGUCCUGGUGAUUUUCUUGGGUUCUUUCUACCUGAUCAACUUGAUCCUGGCUGUUCCAUGGAAGAAGCUGAGCAGAAAGAGGCAGAGUUCCAGCAGAUGCUGGAACAGCUGAAAAAACAGCAAGAAGAGGCUCAGGCAGCAGCUUUAGCCGCCGCCGCUGGUGAAUCGAGAGAAUUUAGUGAAAUUGGUGGUGUAGGUGGGUUCUCAGAGAGCUCUUCAGCAACAUCAAAGUUGAGUUCCAAGAGUGCUAAGGAGAGGAAGAACAGACGGAAAAAGAGAAAACAGAGAGAACAGUCUGAAGGAGAUGAAAAAGACGAUGAAUUUCACAAAUCAGAAUCAGAGGACAGCAUCCGCAGAAAAGGCUUUCGGUUCUCUAUUGAAGGGAACAGAUUAACCUAUGAAAAAAGAUUUUCUUCCCCACACCAGUCUUUGCUGAGCAUCCGCGGAUCGCUGUUUUCCCCCAGGCGCAGCAGCAAAACGAGCCUCUUCAGCUUCAGAGGCCGAGCAAAGGAUUUUGGAUCGGAGAAUGAUUUUGCUGACGAUGAGCACAGCACUUUUGAAGACAACGAGAGUAGGAGAGAUUCCCUCUUUGUUCCUCACCGGCACAGUGAGCGUCGCAACAGUACCAUCAGUCAGGCCAGCCGAUCAUCUAGGGUGAUGCCUAUCCUUCCAGCAAAUGGGAAGAUGCACAGCACUGUGGACUGCAAUGGGGUGGUUUCCUUAGUUGGUGGGCCUCCUCCUCUUAUGUCACCCACUGGGCAGCUUCUUCCUGAGGGUACCACCACAGAAACAGAACUAAGAAAAAGACGCUCCAGUUCCUACCACAUGUCAAUGGAUUUUCUCUCAGAUCCUACUGCAAGGCAAAGAGCAAUGAGUAUAGCUAGCAUACUUACCAACACAAUGGAAGCUCAAAAUAAUUGCCAAGGAUCCUUAUUAUUAUUUCCAAGAAGGCUGGAAUAUUUUCGAUGGCAUCAUAGUCAGCCUGAGCUUGAUGGAGUUGGGUCUUGCAAAUGUGGAAGGGUUGUCUGUUCUAAGAUCCUUCAGAUUGCUGCGAGUUUUCAAACUGGCAAAAUCUUGGCCAACAUUAAACAUGUUAAUAAAGAUUAUUGGCAAUUCAGUUGGUGCCUUGGGAAAUUUGACUUUGGUUUUGGCUAUCAUUGUCUUCAUUUUUGCUGUGGUUGGAAUGCAGUUGUUUGGCAAAAACUACAAGGAAUGUGUCUGCAAGAUUUCCAAUGACUGUGAACUCCCACGCUGGCACAUGAAUGAUUUUUUUCAUUCUUUCUUGAUUGUCUUUCGAGUUCUUUGUGGAGAAUGGAUAGAGACUAUGUGGGAUUGUAUGGAGGUUGCUGGACAACCCAUGUGCCUUACUGUCUUCAUGAUGGUCAUGGUGAUUGGCAAUUUAGUGGUUUUGAAUCUUUUUCUGGCCUUGCUCCUGAGCUCCUUCAGUUCAGACAAUCUUGCUGCUACAGAUGAUGAUAAUGAAAUGAACAACCUCCAAAUUGCAGUGGCUAGGAUUCAGAAAGGAAUAGAUUUUAUAAAAAGAAAAGCUCAUGAAUGUGUAGAAAAGGCGUUUGUGAGAAAACAAAAGGCUUUGGAUGAAAUCAAGCCCCUUGAAGAUCUAAACAAUAAGAAAGACAGUUGCAUUUCUAAUCAUGUGAUAGUAGAUAUUGCCAAAGAUUUUAACUAUCUGAAAGAUGGCAAUGGGACUACCAGCGGCAUAGGAAGCAGCGUGGAAAAGUACAUCAUUGAUGAAAGUGAUUACAUGUCAUUCAUAAAUAACCCAAGUGUAACUGUGACAGUACCCAUUGCUGUUGGAGAAUCAGAUUUUGAAAAUUUAAAUACGGAGGAGUUUAGCAGUGAGUCAGAUCUGGAAGAAAGUAAAGAGAAACUAAAUGCAUCUAGUUCAUCUGAAGGUAGUACAGUUGAUGUUGGACUUCCCCCAAUUGGAGAACAACCUGAAGCUGAACCUGAAGAAUCUCUUGAACCAGAAGCCUGUUUUACAGAAGGCUGCAUCCGGAAAUUCAAGUGCUGCCAAGUCAGUUUAGAAGAUGGGAAAGGAAAACUGUGGUGGAAUCUUCGGAAGACUUGUUACAAAAUCGUAGAACAUAAUUGGUUUGAGACUUUUAUUGUCUUCAUGAUUCUCCUUAGCAGUGGUGCUCUGGCUUUCGAAGACAUAUACAUUGAGCAGCGCAAGACUAUCAAGACAGUCCUGGAAUACGCAGACAAGGUCUUCACCUACAUCUUCAUUUUAGAAAUGCUUCUGAAGUGGGUGGCUUAUGGCUUUCAAGCCUAUUUCACCAAUGCCUGGUGCUGGCUAGAUUUCCUCAUUGUUGAUGUCUCUAUCGUUAGCUUAACAGCGAAUGCCUUGGGCUACUCUGAACUUGGUGCAAUUAAAUCUCUUAGGACUUUAAGAGCUUUAAGACCUCUAAGAGCCUUGUCACGGUUCGAAGGAAUGAGGGUAGUGGUGAAUGCUCUCUUGGGAGCAAUUCCAUCUAUCAUGAAUGUGCUCCUUGUAUGUCUUAUAUUCUGGCUAAUCUUUAGCAUUAUGGGAGUGAAUCUGUUCGCUGGCAAGUUCUACCACUGUGUUAACACCACAACUGGGGAAAUGUUCAGCAUUGAUGAAGUUGACAAUCAGACUGAAUGUGAGAAUCUCAUCGAAAGAAAUGAAACAGCUAGAUGGAAAAAUGUAAAAGUCAAUUUCGAUAAUGUGGGACUUGGCUACCUCUCUCUGCUUCAAGUAGCCACCUUCAAAGGCUGGAUGGACAUCAUGUACGCAGCUGUAGAUUCACGAAAUGUGGAACAGCAGCCACAUUACGAGGAUAACCUUUAUAUGUAUCUUUAUUUUGUCAUCUUUAUUAUCUUUGGAUCCUUCUUCACUUUGAAUUUAUUUAUUGGUGUCAUCAUAGAUAACUUCAAUCAGCAAAAAAAGAAGUUUGGAGGUCAAGACAUCUUUAUGACAGAAGAACAGAAAAAAUACUAUAAUGCAAUGAAAAAACUGGGCUCCAAGAAACCACAGAAACCUAUACCAAGGCCAGCAAACAAAUUUCAAGGCAUGGUCUUUGAUUUUGUAACAAAACAAGCCUUCGACAUCAGCAUCAUGAUUCUUAUCUGCCUUAACAUGGUUACCAUGAUGGUAGAAACUGAUGACCAAACCGAUGCAAUGGAAACUAUUUUGUAUCGGAUUAAUUUUAUCUUCAUUGUCCUUUUCACUGGAGAAUGUGUCUUGAAACUGAUUUCACUCCGCUAUUAUUAUUUUACAAUAGGCUGGAAUAUUUUUGAUUUUGUGGUUGUCAUCUUAUCUAUUGUAGGUAUGUUCCUCGCAGAGAUUAUUGAGAAAUAUUUUGUGUCCCCUACCUUGUUCCGAGUAAUUCGACUUGCCAGGAUAGGUCGAAUCCUGCGUCUAAUCAAGGGGGCAAAGGGGAUCCGCACUCUGCUUUUUGCCUUGAUGAUGUCUCUCCCUGCCUUGUUCAACAUUGGUCUCCUGCUUUUCCUGGUCAUGUUCAUCUAUGCCAUAUUUGGAAUGUCCAACUUUGCCUAUGUGAAGAGAGAAGUUGGUAUUGAUGACUUGUUCAAUUUUGAAACUUUUGGCAACAGCAUGCUUUGUCUUUUCCAAAUUACCACCUCUGCUGGCUGGGAUGGCUUGCUAGCGCCCAUUCUAAACAGCGGGCCUCCAGAUUGUGACCCUGAGAUAGACCAUCCGGGUAGCUCAGUCAAGGGAGACUGUGGCAAUCCUUCGGUUGGGAUUUUCUUCUUUGUCAGCUACAUUAUCAUCUCAUUUUUAGUUGUAGUGAACAUGUACAUUGCUGUCAUUUUGGAGAACUUCAGUGUGGCUACCGAAGAAAGUGCUGAACCUCUGAGCGAGGAUGAUUUUGAGAUGUUCUAUGAAGUCUGGGAAAAGUUCGAUCCAGAUGCAACCCAGUUCAUAGAAUUUGCCAAACUCUCUGAUUUUGCAGCCUCUUUGGAUCCUCCUCUUCUAAUACCAAAACCAAACAAAGUUCAGCUUAUUGCGAUGGACCUGCCCAUGGUGAGUGGCGAUAGAAUCCACUGCCUUGACAUCUUAUUUGCUUUCACCAAACGUGUCUUGGGUGAAAGCGAUGAAAUGGACGCCCUCCGAGUGCAAAUGGAAGACCGGUUUAUGGCUGCCAACCCUUCCAAAGCCUCUUAUGAACCAAUUACCACCACAUUGAAACGAAAACAAGAGGAAGUAUCCGCUGUUAUUAUUCAGCGAGCCUUUAGGUGCUACCUCUUAAGGCUAAAAGUUAAAAAAGUUUCCUGCAUGUUUAAUAAAGAUAGAAUUAAAGAAGGCACAGUUAUCAAAGAAGAUAUGAUCAUUGAUAAGCUAAAUGACAAUUCUACCCCUGAAAAAAACGAUAUGACCCCCUCCACCACCUCUCCACCUUCCUACGAUAGCGUUACAAAGCCCGACAAAGAUAAAUAUGAGAAAGACAAAUCAGAAAAAGAAGAUAGAGGUAAAGAUGUCAGGGACUAUAAAAAAUAAAUGAAUUAUACCUGUAUGACAAAUUGUUUACAGCUUGAGAAAGUAAAGUAUUAUUUCAAAAGGACUCCUGUAGGAGGUUUAUGCCAAACUGACUGUUUUUGCACACUUAAACAGACAUACACACAUAAAAAUAUCUAUAAAUAUAUAUGUAUGUAUAUAUAUAUAUGUAUAUAUAUAUACAUACAAAUGUUAGCUAUAUACUUAAGGUCAGUGCCUAUUAACAAGAUAGUGACCCCUUGUCAAUUCAAAUGCUGCUCUGUAAAACAGGGAUGGCACUUUUGACAGGCGUCUCCUGUUGGCAUUCCCAGCUGACACUGCUGAAGAGGAAAAGAAAAAUGGCUAUCCAGACUGUAG
Molecule: messenger RNA, 6457 nt
Organism: Thamnophis sirtalis
Lineage: Eukaryota; Metazoa; Chordata; Lepidosauria; Squamata; Natricidae
Source: RefSeq, a predicted model, not a curated record